AUGAUGUACGAAAAUUUUCGCCAUACUCACGGGAGUGGAUCAGGAGCUGGUAAGAAUGUAGUUUGAUUGUGUGAAACAUGUUCCAUUUCUAUGUGUUUACAUUACAUAGAAGAGGUCAAUUUCAUUUUUAUCACUUCGAGAGUCUUGUCAUUAAGUUCAUAGUGUCUCUGAACACUGGUAAACGAAGUUAUUACAAUAUUUCGUGUCUGAAAUAUCACAUGAGGUUUGUGAGCUUUCGGACUCAGGGAUGCUAAUGAACUUGCAUUCACAUCAUAAUUAUCAAAGCUUACGUACUACGGCAGUUUAAUUAACGUCCGAGACUCAUCCUUUCUUGCUACUCGUAAAUUUUAUCAAUGAAAUUUCGGAUUUUUGUUUCAUGGUUUUUCCUCGGCAUGCUGAAAAAAAAAGUCAAACAAGUUUGUGUGUUUUAUAAUUAUAUAGGUUCGAAGCCAGUAAUUGGCUUUCCUUGAUGUUAACUUUGAUCAAGAUUGCCAAAUAUUAGUAUUUGUGCAUUUCCUUUCCUCAGAAGAGACUUCACUUGGGACUGUCAUAAGAUUAAAUUAAAUUUGACUAAAUGUUUUGUAUCAGCUAAUUUUUUCUCAAUUGAAAGGUAAUUAGUUUAUCCUAACUAUUAUGUGUGUUUCAAAGUAGCUGUUUCAAGGUACCCAUAUUUACAUGCACUGAAUAUCAUGUAGGUCCAGUGGAAGGUACAAGACAGGCUAAAAGAGUCGUGACUCCUGUUUCCAAGAAUCACUAUGAUCGUAAUGGAAAUCUUGACUCAACUGCUCCAUCAAAAAGUGAACGCUUGAAUUCCCCAAACACAGCAAGCUGGGAACCUGAUGUGCGUAUGCUCCUUUCAACAUCACAGUGGCUCAAGGUAUCUGUUCUAUUACCACUAAUUACGAUUAUAGAUUAUACAAAAUAACUAAGAUCAGCGUAAUCAUGUGAAGUUGCUCUAGCUAUGAUGGAAUCUGCUAUAGACAGUUGAACAUAAGAUCAUUUUUUCCUUCAGAUUCAUGGCCUCAAAAGACACAAACUUGACAUGGGACAAAUAUUGCCUUCCAUUGGAUUUAGGCAUUCAGAUGGUAUUACAUGAAUUUCUUUAUUUAAAACUUCCUUUCAUAAUUUUAAGUCAAUAGGUAACCUGAUGGCUUGGGUACUAUGGGCUCCAUUUUAAGAGAGCCAAAUUUGAUCACUGUUUGGGCCAUUGAGUAACAAUCUAAGGCAUCAUACAGUGUAUAUUUCUACCACAGUGCUUCUUUCGACCCAGGAAUAUAAGUGGGUGACAGAAAAAUGUAAUGGAAGCUUAAUGAAACUCUGGGAAGAGGUAAAUUACAAUUGUUUACUAGCUCAUUCAGAGGGAGUGGCAGUCCUCAUGCUGGGUUUUCAUGUUGACGAAACACAAGCAAAGAAAUUGUCCUUGCUGUUGGACUGCAAUUUAAGUAAAAAAUUCACAGGCUACAUAGAAAUUCAAACCUGUGCCUUCCAAAUACUAGUUGGAUGUCACUACCAAUGGAGCUACACUGUAUGAAGCCAAAAGUUUGGAGCAUGUCAAUUUUUAGAGGGUUCUUGCCAUUUUGCAUAGGGUGGGUGUUUAUUAGCUAAAAAUACAGCUUGAUUCUAAACCACAUGGCUUACAUAAAUGUUCUACUGAUUGAGUAAUAUAAAAUUUUAGUCUGAAAUUGUUGUUUUUUGUACAGAUUAUGUGAGGCCUCUUAAAAAACCAGUCCGUGCAAGAUAUUGUAAGGGGCUGUUUACUCAGGUUCCCUUUAGAGAUGGCUCAGUGUACAAUGUAAGUAUCUUCUCAAUCUACCUCAAGGCAUUUGACACUGCUGAAGAUGCAUAUUCUCCAUACUGUUCUCUAUAAAUUUCAUAAGGUGGCAAUAGGGAUAAUUUGUUUAACAAUCAAGAGCUUCUUUAGUUGGAGAUCAUUUCCUUCAUUCUUGUGACAUUUAUGUUUGAUUAAGCCUUUACACCCUAACAUCAGCAUACAUAUUCUGCAUACUGUUCUCUAUACAUUUCCUAAGGUGCUGAAAAGGAGAACUUGUUUAGAAAUGAAGAGCUUCUUCAGUUGGUGAUCAUUUCCUUUAUUCUCAUGACCUUAAUGUUGUAUUCAAGGACAAUAUUGUAAGGAGAAAGUAGAUGCUAGUCAACUCCUAGGAGUUAAAGGGUUAAGGGGUGAUAUUGAAAAGAGAAAUUAGUUGGUAUUUGUAGACACUCUUGAGCUUAAAGGCUUAUUAUAAUGGACUGAAGUACAUGUAUGUUUAACUCUUUCCUCUGAAAGUUCUCUGCAACUUAAUUGGCAGAGCUGUAGUUUAAAUAAUUGGCCUUGGGAUCCCUGCUUUGUUUAUAAAUCCUUGGAGAACUUUUCAACUAAUGAAUGUUUUUGGGGAUUUCAAAAAUGGAAAAAUUUACGUCUUUGACAGCUUGUUGCCAGCAAGGAGAAACUGUGCAUGAUAGAGAGUCAACUUAAGCAAGCUAUAUCACUUUACAAGCGAAGACUUGAGUGGUUAACAACUGAGAGGUAAAUGUACAUUUAAGCAAUGAAUUAAACAAUGGCUAAAUAUUUUAAAAUCUUAAGAUGUUACCAUUACUUUAUGUACCUAAAACUUAAUAACUAAUAAUUAUAUUUAACUUAAGUUUACUUCUUAGUUUUUGGGUCUUCUAAGGUUGUAUGCAUAUUUCAAAUACAGAUCAGUUGCAAAGUUAACAUAAAACAAUAACUGACUGUUUCAAUAAGAAAUUAAAUUAUGAGAUCUUUUGCUUUACAGUCGGAGGGUGUUUGGAGUUAUAGAAGAGCGUUGCAUCUGCAUUGUGUUGGACGUGAAUACUACAAGUGAAUCUGAAUUCAGUACUUACCUUCAUGGCCUAGUACAAUUGCUAAAAGAACAGGUCAUGUUUAUCGCAAAGUUUAACCUUAUCAGGUAACUAUGCUCAUUUGAAAAUAGAAUUGAAAAACAUUUACACAGACUUUCAUACUGUGCUUGCCAAUGUUAAGAUGAGUGAAGGCAAAAGAGUUCAGCCAUGUCUCUUUUCUUCAACUUUAGGUGUGCAAUGGAUUCGGAUUGCUGGCAAGAGCAUGCUGUAAAUGUUACUCUUGACAGCAUGGAAGGAGCUCUUAAUUGGCUCUGGGACCUGAAGACAACAGUUCUGCGCUCAGCAACUUGCACAGUAGAAGGGAUCCUCAAAGGACUGGCUGAUCAACAUGUUAGUUUUCCUUAUGAUAAUAAACUCUAGAAGUGCACUGUCACAGUGACCAGUGCAGUUUGAAUUUGACCAGCUCACAGCCAUGGCGAGUACUAAAGUUUAACCACUUCUUUCCCAUGUCAUUAGAUUGAAGCUGUGUAUCUUUUUACUGAGGGGAGUGCUUCAAGUGGAUCACAGGAAAUGCUCAAGAGAAAGGUAGGUAGACUGAGUACAAUUGUAGAAAUAUGGUGGGGAUUGCUUACUUUAUUUUGUUUUGAAGCUGCAUAAGUUUCAAGAAACAAUUAUACCACACAGGCAGAUGGCCUGCCUUUAGGUGUGCUAUUUUACAUCAGCACAGAGGACUGUUGGUCACAAAAGUGAAUAAAUGAUUUGAAAUGAUCUAGAAUAUAUACGACUGGCAGAAUCGAUAAUUAGGAUUUAGCAGAUGGACUUACAAGGAGUAGUUCCUCGUGCAUUGUUACCUGUCAGGUUUUACUGGAACUUGAAGGGCUGAUUUUCAUGUUGGGAAAAAUACAGGAAAAGUCUGAGAAUUCCCCCUAGGGCAUGGAUGAAAAUAAAAUUAUAACCCAAUUGUGGCUUCAGGUCUUGGAAUUGAAGCUGCACCACAUCUGUGGCGAGUUAGUUGUCAUCCCAACUUCCAUGCUAUUUUCCAUUUUUUUUUUUAUGAUUGUUGGUAUGUGGUAAUGACUAAGAGCAAUGUGUAGGCGCAAGAAUUUGUAUUAUCAUUUUUUGUUAGUGUUGGUGUUUCAUAGUUUCGUGUUAGGUGUUUAUUUUCUCGUCUUCCAUUAGUGUCCUUUGUCAGUUACCAGUUUUGUACUUGUUAUAUUUAUUUGCAUAUGGUAUAUAUAUUGGUUGCGCGUAAUUUAUUUGGUUAGUUGUCUAGUUUGCGAAAAUUGUCGUUACAUAUCUAGCUCUAAGUUUCAUGUUUUCGUCUUUGGUUUGGUCACAUUCGUCUUGUAAGUAUCCUUGUUUAUUUCGCUUUGUCGUUUUCCAGUACUUUCACUCAUACGAUGUAAGUUACUUUAUGCUCAUUCGCGUGAUUGUAAUUUUGUCAUUUUCAGUUACCGUAUUCAACAAUGUGUCAAGUUUGUUCUAGUUAAGUUUGAAAUACGAGUGAUUAGCGUUUGCGGCUAUACAAUGUGUUAAUCACUUUCUGUUUUGCAGAUACAAGGGAGUCGUGUACCUAUUCAUGUUGUGUCUUUUAACUGCAAUGAUCCUGGAACUGUGACAUUUCUGAAGGACAUAUCCAGAAUAACCAAAGGAAGGUAAGCUAUACGCCCCAAAGGAAACAAGGUUGAGAUAUGAUUUUGAUGUAAUUACAUGUAUAUUGCAAAAUUUUGUUGGUUUUUGUAGGUUCCAUGCUUAUUCAGUCAUUAAUGAGUAUGAAGAUAGCUUUGACAGCUUUACCAAGUCCAUUGAAGCUGACAGCACCGAGCAGCCCCAAGGGCGUGGCAGAGGUGAUGGCAUGCCUUCCUUGAAGCUUGGUGUGGGUGUCAGGGAAGAUGUGAUCACUUUAUGGGAAGAGUUGGAUGAAGCAAGGAACACUCUGGCAGAGAUUCAAGCUCUGCUGUGUGAAAUUAAAGAUCCAAAAGAAACACCAGGUACAAACGUUAUACGAUGAUAUUUUAUUCUUUACUCUUUGAAUCCGUUUGAAGAGUGAGCAUUUUGUCAAGUCGUAUUGCGAGUUUCGUCCUUAAAACAUCUCACGCCUUCUCGAAUAGUUAAGUUAACACGAGGCUCGCGCUACGAGCUGCUAGCUAUUGAUACAGUAGAGCCUUUGACGCUCACAACGGGUAAAAUGGCGCUUCGAGGGAAAGUGAUGGUUUUCCAGUCACUUUACAUAAGUUAGCUUUUAUGAGUACCUUUUCGGUUGUCAGGUAUGGGUAAAAACCAAGCCAAAAAUGUGUUUUUAGCAAAUUUCUGAAGGUUUGGCAAACCAAGAAUCCCUUGUCACUCACGGCAAGAUCCUUUUUUUAAUCCGAAAAUACAUGGGGUUUGCGCUUUUUCAUUCUUAGCUUUGCUUUCAGCGUUAACCAAGUACUUUUUUUCUCCUUUUGAAUGUUUCAUGAUUUGAUGUUGACUUAUCAACUUUCAAAAACUAAGUUUACACUCAAACGAUAGUGUAAACAAAGUUGAGUUGUAGUGGGACUUCCCGGUGAAGUAGUUUGCUGCAAAAAGACUGCGAGAAAGUUCACGCCUUGCGGAGAUUAUGACACCUCGAAAAUACUUUUUUGAUAACUUGUGCGCGCUCUAGAUGUUUAUCAUUUUUAUUGUUCCUGUUUCAGUGUCUACUUCUCCUAACACUGCCCCUGACAAGACUCAAGAUAGAAUUACUAGCUUAGGCCACACUAAAGCAAAGAGUGAGAUGUACAUGAGCUCUCGAGAUUGGCUAAAGGUAUCUUGUAUACGUUUUUUUUUUCAAAGGGGAUGAGGGGAUCUCAUGUAAAAGUUAUGGGGGUGGUCAUCCAAGAUUUUGCAUACUAAUCGAUUUUUCACUUCUGUUUUCACAGCGACAUGGUUUGAAGUCGAAAAAAUUGUUAUUCUAUGACUUGCUACAGAGCCUGGCUUUUAAACACUGCGAUGGAGUCGUGGACAUCCAGACAGCACCAGUUUCUUUAGACAGUACUGACGCUGUGAGUAAGAUGCAUGAAAUGUAAUUGAUGUUGCAGACUUUUUAAUGAGUUAGUCAUGUCGAGAUCCAGUAACGUUGAUUUCAAUGGCAAUUAGGAAAAUUGUUUAAGGGAAUUCUUUCCUCCUAUCAAGUAAGUCGAGAUAAGCAGAACACCCUAUUUUACAUUCAAGGGAGUCGAUGGCCUGCUAGUGUAGACGUAUUCCGGUUUUCGUUUCUCUCCUCCCAAAAGAUUCAGGUGGAGAGAGGUGUCAACCGUACCUUACAACAAAGGAGAUCGAUAGGAUUGAACCUUUAAGGUUGUCUGUGGGUAAACUUUUGAAGGGAAUGGUGAGAGUCGUAGGGAGGAUGCUAAACAAAAUAAACUUUUUUAAUUUGGUGAUGGAUGUUUCCUGAAACAGACAAUUCUUCAAAAGCGAGUAAAUAUUCAUAGCCGACAUGUUCACAACAUCGUAUACACUGCAGAUUAAUUGGUUCUUCCAUUUAUGUUGUCCUCUCCUACAGAUUGUUCGUCCUAAAUUAGUCAAUGCGCGUUACUGUGAUAAGUUUGCGCAUGUUCGAUGGAAAGAUGGGUCCAUAAUGCACGUGCACGUCAGUGGACCAAUACACAGAAAUUACGAACAGAGGAUCUUGUCGGCUUUGGAUUCAUAUAGAAAGAGGUGAGUAGUUUUGAAGAGCUGGCAGCGGUUGUUCAAAAGGUGGAUAACGCUAUUCACUGGACGAAUCUCUAUUUGUGGUGGAUGGCGCAGUAAGUUUUGUUUACACUUAUUCCCUGGAUAGCAAUUUAUCCGUUGGAUGGCGCCAUCCACCCUUUGAGCAACUGGGCCUAGGUCGAGAUAAAGCGAGUUUCAAUUGUGUCCAAAAUAAAUCCAGGACUCUAUAUGCAUGCUGGUAGUUUGUUUGAGGCAAUGUUCUCUUUUCUAAAUAGAAUAAGAAAGAUUGGAAGUUUUUGAGCUCGGUAAAGAAAUAGAGAAAGACGCUUUUCGUCUUGUCACGAGCGUGGGACAAAGAAAAAAUUCCCCUAUGAGGAAUCGAACCUCAGACCUUCGGAUUCCGCACUCCGAUGUUCUACCACUGAGCCUGAGGUCUGGGGUUCGAUUCCUCAAGGGGACUCAGAAUUUUUUGUCCCACGCUCGUGAGAAGAUGAAAAAACAUCUUUCUCAAUAUUCUCUUUUGUUCCAUGGACAUUUAUUUUCGCGCGAGCCACUGAAAAAAGUCCCGGAUGUGUCGCCUCAUUCUGAAUGCUCAUUUGUUUCGCUUUAUUUCGCUUUGUGAUUGGUCUACCAGUCUCGCGCCACCCUUUCAACCAAUCAGUGGCACCACUGAAGCUUAGCACGAGUGGCUCUGUGACGUCAUUCUGCUCACGAAGGCGAGUUCUCACGAUGGCUUCUUGAGGAGAACAUACAGUGAAGGUUGUUUUAGCUAAUGAAUUCUGACGUUCAUUAAUCAAAAUGUUAUUUGGUUUGUAUUGUAGGAUGGAGUGGUUACAACAAGGAAGCAGAGAACUAUUUGGCACGAUAAUCGAAGACCAGGUUUGUGCAGGUUUUUCUUUAAAACAUAAUCUAUGAUCGUAAUGGUUAUGCUUUACUACGCUCUACAGUUGGUUAAAAAAAAUAAAAAAAACUUGCUCCUCAGUUCCAUGUGAUCAGAUGCAGAAAAACUAACACCAGCCUUGACCUGAUCACUCGCCUUUUCCCGCGCUUGAAACCUGCUACCUGAAGUGGGCCUACUUCGCUACUUUCAUUUUGAUUGGCUGAAGUGAUUUACCUUCAUUGGUUAUGUUACUGACUGUUAAUUGUUGUUACAGGUAGCUGUGUUGAUAGACACCUCUGCAUCCAUGGCCUCAAGAUUGUUUCUUGUGAAGGACAAACUUUACAGACUCAUGCAGGUUUGUUAUCGCAAGAACAAAAGAUGUUAGUUGAUUUUGUUUCGUGCGUUGGCCUUUCGUCAGACACCUAAAGGGCCAACGCUCGUAAAGUCAGCUUUAGAAACUCUCUACGAUGGCCAAUUUACAUUAUCAAUUCAGUUGAUUAAACUAAAUUAUUUUUUUUUAUGUCUUUUAGGAACAGUUACGUCAUAAGCUGAAGUUCAACCUGGUGAAAUAUGACACAAGAGUCCAAGCUUGGAGAGAUCGAUUGGUUGACUGUAACACACAUGUAUGUGAGAGGAAAUGAUUAACUAAGAGUAGAAGUCUAAGGAUUUUUUGUUGAAAACCUCAGCUUUUUAAAGCAUUUAACACAACUGUGCAGGGGAGGUUGCUUCGACGUAGUCAUCAGUCAAUAUUUGUAAUAUUGUUUGUUGUGUCGCUGUCGUCUUUAUGAGCAGGAUGUUUUGAAGAUCUUGCAAAAGAACCUGCAUUGUCAUCGCUGUUGUUUUCUUUCCUUCCUCCGAAUUUUCGUCACAGCGAACAGACUAUAAUUUAACGUUUUUUUUUCAGAACCUGGACAACGCAUGGCAAUGGGUAAAAGGUCUCAGCACUGGUGGUUCCACAAACACGCUAGCAGCUCUCAAACUGGCCCUCGCUGAUCCUCAGUGUCACGCAAUCUACUUGCUCACGGAUGGACGCCCAGACCAGGUUACAUUUUCAUAGUUCUGUUUACUCUUAUUCCUCGACCCUUGAGCACCUCGUGAGGAUUUGAAGUUAGUGCUUGUAACGAGUUUAAAUUUUAAAGAAUUUUUCGGUUGUGUCGCUAGUGAUUUAGGAUUGUAUUGGGUGUUCUUUAUGUUUUGUGAUUUGACUAGAAAUGCGUGGCCCAACCUUAUCAAAGAUGCAAAGACUAAAACAAAUCGCGCAGCUUGGUGUCUUCCGUUUCCUUGCGCUUGAUAUUGUUUGCAUUUUUCUUUUUGUAUCUGUGUGUGUGUUUUUAUAUUUCUGUUUUAUGUUUCAUUCUUUCUUUCAAUUGCCGUUUGCUCCUUAUAAUUUUUACCUUUGAUUACCCCUUGUGGUUUCUUUGGGUUUGGUUUUACAACAUUCAAUUGAAAAAAUUGCUGCCCUCUCUUGCUGUAUUCCUCGGUUUCUUACGGCUGUACCUCUUUAUCUUUUAGCCCCCUUCUUCUAUCCUGGCCCAAGUACAGUUGUUGAACCCAGUCCCCAUUCACGCCAUCUCCUUCAACUGUGCGGACACGGAAGCCAAUCAGUUUCUCUGUCAGUUGGCCGCAGAAACUGGAGGCAGGUAAGCCGUGUAUUCCUGCGAAAAUGCCACUGUCAACUUGAAGAGCUGCUUGGUGAUAUUUUAAGUCAAAUGUGCAGUUGUGACGAAUUUACAACAUUUUUGUUUCUUAAAGAAACUAACAUGUGGUCAUUCGUGUUUUUGUUUUUGUUUUGGCUUUUUUGUCCGGCAGAUUUCACUAUUUCUCUGAAGAUGGAUACGAUACAGAUGGUCCAAGGCCAUUCGAAGUAAGUGUUUUGCUUUCUUGAAAUAAUUGCUCCGUAAAAUUCCUGUACAAAAACUUCGCUGCUUGAAUAGGUGCAAAGAUCGGUGCAUUGUAAAUUUAUGGAAUUUACCUUUUCGUGCUUUACAAACCGUCCCUCACCAUUGAUUGAAUACAGAGUGAUAUCUCUAUGAAUUUCAGAGCGAAGACCUGAGACUUUUGAGGGAAGAGAUCGAGAAAGGUUUGGGAGAUUUGCGCAAAGUUACCUUGAUCAGAAAUGAAUGUGCGCAGCUCGACUGGUUUGGAUCCAACACCGGGCGCUGCUCAAAGUAAGUAACUGAAAUGCCAUCUCGGAGCAAAUUGUCUAAGUCAGAACUAGUUGGCUAGUCUGAUUUCCAUACUUAAUCAAAGUUAUUUUAUUGAGGUACCAUGGACAGUCUGGUCAGGUCUGUCGGUUCCUAUGUCAGCUCCACUCUUCUGACGAUUUCCCACAAACAGUUUCUUGGAAUAGUUUUAUUACCCUGAGAUUAGUCUUCUUUCCGGCUGUUUCGUAGAUGCAGAGUGUUAGUGGGAAAGCUUUUGUCUUCCUGUAGAUUAUUGAACAGGCUGUAGGGAAAAGCUAUUUUGAUUACAGCAAAGUAAGAUGCCUUAAGUUAAGCUCGAUGAAAGACAGAGUUUCCCCGUGGCCGUCCAGUUAGGAAACGGAGUAGUGCAUAAGAAUGUGUUUAUGUCUGAACUAAACCAAACUUUGUUUGGUAUGAGGUCAAAGAUGACAUCAUUUAAAGAUUUGUAUCAUGAAAUACCGACCUUCUUUCUUCGGAUUGAAAGAGAAUGAUCGAAGGGCGGUAGCAACCUGUUUUUCUUUUGUAUGCUUGUUUUCUCGGUUUAGUUAUAUUAAUUCUGUUCCCCCUUGUAAUUCUUACGUUUCGUACCUUUUGAACAUGUUUUUGAUAUUGCACCUCAACAGGAGCCAUCCAAGAUCCGUCAGUGCAUCCUCGCACAGGCCAUUCUCAGCCAAACACACCAUGACACCCUCCCCACCCAGCUCGGAACGCUCUGCUAGUGCCAGAAUCCGGCCAGCAUCUGCCAGGCCUCGACCGGCUAGUGCUAGACCCCGCCCAGCCAGUGCACGGAUAACGUACAGCAGUCACAAAGACUACCUCGUCAACACUGCAUGCCGGGAUAUUCCGCGGUCUCCUUCCCAAUCCUCCAUUAGUCGUAAGGUGGGAGAGACGAAAACCAGUCAGCUAAGACUGGGCCUGAGGAAGAAAACAUCGGAUUCUUGGAUGCUAGAAGAGUCAAGACAGUACCUUGGCAGAAAACCUGAAGAUUUUAAACAACCUAAACGUAAUGAUUUGCUUUUGUAAACAUAUUAAUGACAAUGACAAUGAUAACGAUGAUAAAACAGCCAUUUUAUGGUUUCGAUUCUAUCAUAUUCAGGUCAGAAUGACUGGAUUGUGAACAAUUUCAGACUUUCAUUUCUCCGAUAAUUCCAACUGUAUUGACUUUGGAUUAGUCCUUCGAUUGACAAAUUUUUAUUUAGAAUUCGGUCAUUAUAGUAAAGAAACAAGUGAUGGAAUUUGAGGAAACUACUGACACACUUUCUUUUUAACUCCCCCUGGUCGUAAAUCGAAGAGUAAAAAACUUGGUCUAUUCAUUAUAGUAUCGACCUAGGGCUCGGGUAGUAAAAGGUUUGUAGUUUGGGUCUGGUUAAAAGUGUGAGGUAAAGAAUGACCGUGUAGCACAAGGUCUACUUACAAAGUCUUCACUGUCUUACUUUUAGGAAAGAUCAAGAAGAAGAAAAAUGGCUCAAACGGAGAUGAAAAGUGAGUACACGAUCCAUUUCUACAUAGCACCUUUUGACUUUCUAAUGACCCUGCCUAAGUCUUCGUAUCGAGCCCAACAAACAGUAUCUGUAAGAUAGAACCUAUUAGAGACAUUUUAAGCAACUUUGAAUUGAUAGCUCUACUCCACUCCUUUCAGAAAACUUUGAACGUGAACAUUAACGUUUUAGGACUCAUCAGCCGAGUGUGCAUCUCUCUACACACACGGUUUUCCUAGUAUUCGAUAUAAGAAUAUUUCCAAGGGUGAGAUAAAAGAAAUCGCAGAGUUGCGUUCUCAGAAAGGAAUGUCUUGUGUUGAAGAGUUUAUAGAAAGCAGAACAAUUGUUUAUUUGUUUUACUAAAAUUUAAAAUUUCUUUUAGCGACGAGGAAUUAAAAGAAAAAAAGUAAGUUGAAUGUAUCAGCUCUAUCGUAUGUAACAGCAUCGGAAAGGCUUGAAGGUGUCCCAACGAGCUAGCCCGUAUUUUUCGGGCGAACUUUUGAUAUUCUCUGGGGCAAACACGUGUUGGUGAUGGCGAGUACUAGUAGCUGAGAAAAGUUUGUUUUCAGAAUUAUUGCAAAAAAAAAUUGAAUUAGAUAGUCGGGUAUUUUUUUUCAACCACUCAAGGGAGGUUUCCAAGCUAACCGAACUAUACCUCGUCUUUUUUCUCUCUACUUUAUCAUUGCGCCUGUUCUCUUCUUGAACGCAGAAACGAGCCACAUUUCCUUGCACGCAAAUUUCGACUUCACCAUAAUAUAGGUUCCUUGUUAGUUCUAGAUGGCUUAAGAAACAUGGAUUGGUAGCCAGACGGCUUACUAUUCUGGACGCUCUCGCUCCUACGCUGAUUCCUCACAGUACCAAGUAUGUUCCGAUAUUGGACAAACAUGUCCUCUCCAAGGUUUUUGACCAGGUAAUUAUAUACUGAAUCUCCAGACCAUGUGUCUUUUAAGUUCUCUUCUUGUCUGCAGAAAAUUUGAGAUCUAGGCUAAUAUGUUCUUAACUGAUCGUAGUAACUUUCUUGGGGUAAACUUCGUUCAAAUCGCUCUUAUCAUCAAGAAUCUUUGGCUAAUUUACCUUGCAUAGUCUCUGGAGGUUAACAGGGUCAACAUUUUGAUCUUGUAUUGCAACUCUCUGGUCGAGGUUAUGCCUGAAAAACGCUGACCAGUCACUGACGUCUCCACAACUCAAGCGGAAGUCAUCAAUUCAACCCAGGAAUGGGGAUGAUUUCUACUUUGGUUUUCAAAACGCCAGUCACAGUCGUUAAAAAAAUAAUCCUCAAGCGAUUACAGGGUUCAUUCAGAUCAACUUUUCGAUGAUCGUUUUCUCCAAUCCCACAGUCGAAGAAUAGAGAAGGAUUCAAUCUAUAACCCUUGACAGAAAAUUUCACCAACUUAAAAAAUGAAAAGCAAGAUCGCAACUGAUCGCGGCUCGCUUUGGUAACAUGCAAGCGCUCCCUCUCGCUUUCGGUUUUGUUUUGAGACCCUCAAUAAAAGAAGCCUUUUUAAAUUCUUUCUAGGUUCUUCCAUUAGCCCACACCUCGGGGAGCAAUCGCGAUGAGGUACAACUGGUCAACCCACAAGGAGUGAAUCUUAAGGCGUACGAGGCUCGGUUAGAAAAAGCCAUCGAAGACUACAAAAGGUGAAUAAUGUCAAGUUAGUCUCUCUAAAGGCUAUGUAACUUGUAAGGCCGUAUAUAGCUUAUCGAAAUUUUCUGCAUCCCUUACGAGACCGUACACUAGUUGUGGUCUGCAGUCUCGUUAGGGCGGAUGUUUUUCAAUUAUCAGACUGGGAAGUGUCUCCUCUGAUCCCAUGUGAUUCGAGGAAAGAUGUUCAAAUCAGAAUGGAAAUGUCGCGCAUUUACUACGCAAGUUAUUUACAUGGACUUUCAAGACCUCAAGCCUGUAUUCCCCUCAUGCGGUCGUUCCGCCUGGUCAUUAAGAUUCUCGUAAUGACCGCAAAAACAGCAACCUAUCUGAAAUUUAAAAAACAAACAAACGGAAAAUGAAGUAAAAAGAAAACUGCGGCUUGUAAUUACGUUUUUUGGGGGUUUUAUCAAAGGUGGAGGUAGCUAAAGUCGCCCGUUUCUGAGAGAAUCCACGUAGUGAUCUUUCACUGUGUUAUAUUUGUUUCGUGUUCUGAUGUUUUGUUUUUCUUCUUUCCUUUCUUUAUUUUAGGCGUCUCGAUGAGAAGGUGUUCGUCAACCUCAGCGAUGAAGAAAGAAUGAAGUAAGGAGAUGCCUCUAUCGCUUUGCAUAUCUUUGGAAUAGAAAUUAUUACUGCUACUUACCAGCCUCCUUCGCAACCGGUGUUUGGCCUCGUCUCACAACUCGCUCUCUCCCUUGUGACGAGGCCAGACAAAGGCUGCUAAGCAGACUACUUGCUAAAGUGCCUAUGUCUUCUCUGCUCUACAAUGAAACCAGUCUAAGUUACUUUUUUUUGUUACCUUUCUGGAUAAUCAAACAAGGUAUCCCGAAGACAGGAUCCCCUCAUUCCUAGACAACAAGAAAUCCAUAUUGGAUGAUCUGGAGAGGCAAGGGUGGCCAUUAGACCAGGAAGAUAUUAGUUUGUUGGAGAGAGAAAUCGAACAAGCUCAGACAUUCCUCCUACAGUCCAAAGACCUGCGGCAAAAAUCUGAACAGGUUAGUCGUCCUAUUUACCGGCUCAUAUCAUGAAGUUUUUUCUUUACAUUUAGCCUUAAGCACAUACCUUUAAGAGAUGUGAACGGCAUUUCGAAGUUCUCAGUUCUUUUCCUUGGAGUUUGGUAAAAAUCAUUCGACUGCAGCGUCUGGUUUAAAUGCUGAAAACAUGUCAUUCCAACUCAAAAUGCGCCAAAAGUAGGCGUUUUCACCAGCUCAAAACGUUUACUUUAGUUCUGUAAAAUUAUCAAAGCGGACAGUUGUGUAAAUUGAAUUAAAAGUUACCAUGGAAUUUUGCAAAAAUGCAAAGAUCUUGAUGUUGAUCUCCCAGAGGUAAUAGACGUUCUCUUGAAAAUUAUAAUUCAUUAUCAAUGAAAAAGUGAUGGAGAUAUACAAGGUUAUCAGGUUGAGUGUCUUUUGCUGAUAUGGUGUUUAAGUCUCACAACCUAUUCAAACGAAAAUGUAUGGAAGCGAUAAUUAGGGAGAGAUCAUCAAUCAGAUCAUAAGAGUAUAUGGUUAAAGAGCCCUGGUACAAAUCAGUGUUUAUUAGUGUUUAUUAUUUCUUUUCCGAAAGGCGUCCCGUGAAAUUGCAGAACAGCAAAGGAAAGCUCGCGAGGAGGCUGAGAACAAGAGAAUUGGACAAAUCAUGUCAAAGGUAAGAGAUGGAUUGUUAUCCACGAGUGAGGGAUUGCUGUUUUUGAUAGCUUUUUAUUUAACCGCUCGAGUGCAGGAUCAUGGGAGACGUCUGCGAUCAUGUAUACGGUCUUUGUCGAAGUCCCCAAGUAACGCUAGCAGAGGCCAGUAUCCCGGAUGUGAUCACGUGAGACUGACGUCACAUUGGUUGUCAGUGUCAACUUUUUAGUCCUAUUAUCGAUGUAAUUCGUUCAUAUUAGAAUUUUACGCCGAUUAAGAUUGUUCGUAAUUGUUCAUAUCACAUCGAGGUCUCUUGAGUGACAUUUUUUUCUACUUUCUUAAACAGCCUGCCAAAACUUCUCCUCCUCCGUCCCAGUCCUACUCCAACAAGAACCGCCUUCUUAACCACAAGGUCCUGGCGCGAAGCGAGGUAGAUGGCUUUUACUACGCAGGCGUGGUUACCCGCUGUUUAAACCCUCGUUAUGUCGAGGUUGACUUCCGGGACUUUGACCGGCAAGUGGUGUCGUCCAGAUACGUGAUCACCGUUCAAGGGGCUCGACCAUGUCCCUCCCUCAAGGUAGGUAUCUUGAAAUUUCCUACGUCGACUCAGCGCAUUGCUUGCUUUAAGCUUUGCGUGACUAUCCCAAUAGUGUCCCCUCGUAACCUGUUGCGUGACCUAUUUUCAGGUGGGUGACUACGUGCUCGUUAAGACGCUUGUUCCACGUGAAGAAGAGGAUGACGAGAUUAAUGAUGGCGUGCAGUGCUAUGUACCAGGAAUCGUUCAAGUCGUUCCUCUCAGAAAAGCCCCAGCCACCAAGUGCUACACAAUACUGCGAUAUAACGGGAAAAAGGUGAGUUAAAGUGUUCAGACGUACCAUAGUUUACUCCUGUAGAGUUUGAAAAAUGGAAAUAUAUGAAUUUAGCUUUUUUGGUCAAGGUCACGAUAGAAGAGGCAGAGCAAAAACGAGGUGGGAGGUUUGGGUCGGGUUGCGAUACGACCUAAACCUCUAUCGCUUUUGCACUCCUCCGCUGCUAUGGCGGCGUUUAUUAUCGUGCUUCGUUUUACUUGCUGAAUUCUCUCAAGGCUCAUCUUAAUUUCCGGCGCAGCAUGAAAGUUUCAUCCACCCCCUAUUGUCGGUUGUCCCUUGACACCCCGAAAGAAAUUGUCAUCUAAUUUCUCCGUACAGUAUCACUGCUGAAUCAGACAAAAGAUUUUGACAAUAAAAUAACAUGAUCGCCAACCAAUGGAUUUCUUGAUUGUGAAAAAAAUUCUCCUUGUCAUUAGUAUUGGAAAUGUAUAUAGAACCGUAUGGAGAAUAUUUAGUUGGAUGGCAAGAAGUAAAGGGCUAAUCGUUGGCAUUUUGUUAGGUGUUUCGGGGACCCAUUUACUCUCUUGGGUCGUAAGAGGUACUGUGGGACUAUAGUGCCUUGAUAACACAGCUAAAUGCCGAGCACGGUGAUUUAACCUUUUGCCACUACUCGUACGCCUACAGUUAGAGCUGUUCUCUUCUUUGCUCCUAGGACGGGCAAGAAAUGAUAAAAGUAAUUAGCGUAACUGAGUGACCUCUCUCCUAGAUCAAGGGGAUGAGUUAUUUCUUGUUACAACUGGUGUAGCUCUCUUCAACCUGUUAUAACUUCAAACCAAUCUUCCCUGCGAUUGAACUUAUCAGAUACCUUAUUAUUUUUUUUUUUUUAUUUUUUUUUUGCCUCUUGUAGAUCACCUCUCUGAGAAAUGACCUGGUGAAGAUCUCUAAAGCGCGCUACACUUUCGCUUGUCGUUAUAUCCGGGACGCUUUGCUGACUGCUUAUCGAUCGUAAGUUAAAUUGAUCUAUGAGUUGGCCAGAGUUUAGACUCUCGCUUUUGUUAGUCCCGAAACUUUCAUAAGCCACCGGGGAUCCAUCUGCGUUGGGCAGUCGAGCCAGACCAGGAAUUAUUGUUCUAGGUAUCCCUGGAUCUCUUUACGACACAAAGUUUGCUAUGUCGUUGACAGAAAAUAUAGGGGCCUACUGAUAACAGUGCUUCAGCUUUGGCACGCGGCACUGAAUCUUGAAAAUACGGUUAUGUCAAUUGAUUGUCUUAUCUUUUCCUAGAACGACCCCUUUUGCCAUGUAUCUGAGAGACGGCGAAGACGAUGCUGGCGUAGAAGACAAAAGUAAAUAAGCAUCUUUGGUGUUUAACUUUUUUUUUUAAAGUUUUUUCCAAUUAACGGAAAUAAUUACAACCCAAAUAUUAACUCAGAAUAAGGUGACCUUGACAUCCCUUAUGCAGUGUGAUUGGAAACCAGCUGUAGGCUAAAAAAAGACUCGUCCCCAGUCGUCUCCAAAAUGUUAGCGACGCCAAAGUGGCAGAGAAAAUGGGGACGGAAAGAGGUUCGGAGGGAGAUGACGUGUUCCUCUCUCGGUCUCUCGCAACCUCUACUACUUCACGUUCCAUAACUGCCCGCGCUGUUAAGAAGACUGGAAACGAGUCAAGGACUAAGUCAAGCAAUUACUAAAAUCAUUGAUUUGAAUUUUAGUAUUACUGCUUUCUUCUGUAGAUAAGGAGAGUGGCGAAGAAUCCCCUCGCAGUCAGGCAAGCAGCCGAAAAAGUAGCCGCUCAGGCAGGAGUAGUAGGGCCAGCAGUCGUGGCAGCAGUCGUAAGGAUGGCAGUAGAAGCCGCAGUCCUAGUCCCGGAGGAAGCGCUGAAGGCAGUCCUCCACCCUCCUCCAAAGAGGCAACACCCCGCAGGUCAUCUGGGGACAGGAAACCUUUUGAGGAGCUGAAACAAGAGCUCGAAGAGGAACACAAAAGGCAGCUGGCUGAGGUGGAGAGGAAGAUGGAGGAUUUGCAAAAGCAGCUAGAAAGGGAGAGAGAACGGCGCGAAAAGGCGGCAGAAGAGCUGAACGAGAAACGACGGGAACUAGAUGACGAGCAACGAAAACUCUUACAGCAGCAGAUUGAUGAUCAGAAUAACAGGUACGGGCAGCUGUAUUUAGGAGCAGAGCUAUCAAGGGUUUUUGAGGGUGCAAGUGACUUCCCUUCGUUAUCAAGGGAAAGUGAUGAUUUAAAAUCACUAAGUAGUAACACAACUUUGUUGGCCGCAUGUUUCUUGUUGCAUGUUUUUCUCAAGUUUCUCCUUUUGUCACUAAGAAAUUCAUAAAUGAUAAACUUGUGUUUGCUUUGAAUUUCCAGUUAUACUGAUAGCACUGAUAACUUGAGUAUCCUGAUGCAAAUCGAAAACAUGUUUCAUUCCAGGUUUUGCCUUUAUUUGGUUUUGUCGUUUUGUUUUUCAAUACUAAACUCAACUCCUUCCCGUCCACCCUCCCCCUACAGGGAUUAAGUUGCCCUUGAUAGCAUGAAUUUAAAAAAAAACAAAGGCUAAUUGGCAUAUUCAUAAUGGUGAAUUUCAAAUUGAAUUUUGAACAGACAAAAAGAGAUCCAAGAGGAACAAAAGCGACUUCAAAAUCAACAGAAUGACCUUUUAAAGAAGCAAAAAGACCAGCAAGAACAAUUACUCAUGCAACAAUUCAACCAGACACAGCAACUUCAACUACAGCAACAGCAACUCCUACAACAACUAGCAAACAAUCUUCCAUCUGAAACUCGGUCCGAGCGACCCCGGGUGAAACUUCCCGACAUACCACCAGUCUCUCCUCCCAGGUCUCGCUCUAUUUCUCCGCCUAGUCCAUCAUCGGCUCACUCAUCCCCACGCUCCACUCCUAGAGGAUCAACCAAAGAGUCAGGCAAGGCUUCAUCUAAAGGCUCGCGCUCUCGCAGUUCAGGUAAAAAGUCCACGAAGUCGUCUUCUCCACGUUCACCCGUCGCCUCGCCUCGGCCUCAGUCUUCAAGGAGGUCUUCGAGUCAUAGUCUUCCUCCAGGAACAGAAGACGACCGUGAUGAAGAUAAAGAAGAAAGUAAAGAAGGCGACAAGAAAUCCAACAGCAGCGAGAAACGAAAAUCUUCGUCAUCUUCGUCCUCUUUAUCCUCGUCUUCAUCCUCUUCCUCGUCACCACCUGUAUCAGAUGAUGAGCAAGAGGCCGAACCAGCUCCUCUCCCUGCUGGCAGUGAAUCAGAGCCUCCUUCAGUCCAGAUUCACGUAUCCAAUGGCAACGAAGCAUGUCUGAUGACAAAAGGAUCUCAUGGACUCUUGAUAUGUAAGGAUUUAUUUCUUAUAUUUUUUCUGUUCUUUUGUUUUAUUUUAUUUUUUUUUUUCGUUUUUUUUUUUUUUUUUUUUUUUUCUCCAACGAAGGAAAAGAACACAUAAUUUCAUCUUUGAUCGCAUAUAGGUUAAUUUGUGUACCGAAUCUCUUAUCAGAACUUUUUUUACCCUUUUGUUAGCUCGCCUUCCUCCGGACGAGGAUCCCGCGGUUGAAACUGGACGUGUUCGAAGACCCGUCCAGGUGGGAGAAGAAGUAUUAGCACGCUGGUCUGACGAAGGGUGGUACUACAGAGGUAACACGAGAUGCAUUUACAUUACUCUGUUAAGCCUGUCCGUUCUUUUUGCAAGCCUGUUUGUUCGUAUCUUCGUAUGAAUCUUGUCGUUGGCGCUUAUGUUGGUUGCAGUUUAGUAAGAACCUUUCUUGAUAUUUUUGGACAAUGUUGUAAUUGACAACUGAUCUUUGCUUCGAUAAAACGCAAAUUGCGAUGAGAAUGCCUUCAGAGAUUCAGAAAUUAAAUAGCCUUUGAAACUUGUAUGCGUCAGCCAUUUAAGCUGUAAAGCAAUUAAGGGAGGCGAGGGCGGCAGAUGGACCGUAACCCUGACCCUUUUUUUUAGGGCGUUUUAGUAUAUGCCUAAAAUCUUCCUUGGUCAUCGUGCUGACUCGCUGCCAUCGGUAAUUGAGUGAAUAAGCACUUUGUCUGUUACAGAACUAUUUUAGUGCCUUUCAAUGAUCACUUUAUGUUUCUUUUCUCUUACUUACUGAUUGCCAAUCUAACAGACACAAGAUAAACAAACGGCACUUGCCACUUUUUCUCCAGGCAAAAACAUUUAUAGACCAAACAGUCAGGCUGGCAAUAACACAGACAGGCGUAAAGAAGCAGAAAGACGUACAAACGCACAAACUUUCGUUGAAGCGAGCAGUUGGCGCUGUAUUAUUUGUUCUGGUUUGAUGAUCGUAUGAUUGUCCUCCUUUCUCGUUAGGCACCAUUCGCCAAGACUGUGGAGACGGUAGUUACUAUGUAGAAGACAGCGUGGGAGACUUGGAACAGAUUUACCGUCCAGACAUCAUUUCAGAAGCUGAUGAUGCUGAUAACGAAAUUGAUGUACAUGAUCCUGUAGUUGCCCUCCAUCCUUCAUUUCCUUACAGUUACGCGCCAGGUAAGGGCAGCGGUGAAGUUGUUCUCAGAAGUGCAGGGUAGAUAGCCAGUCUUUGGUUCUGGGUACGUGGUCCGUGGAUGAUAGUCCAUGUGUUAUGGUCUUAGGUCCAUGAACCAUGAUCUGAUUGUUUAUGGUCCAUGGUUAUCACCUCAGUGUGGAUAGUCGCUCUGAAACAGUGCUCAGCGGCGGGCAUUCUAUUUAAGCUCGUUUGUUUCUUCCCCAGGCACUGUUUUGCAAAAGGAUGAGUAUGGGUUAUGCGUACGGCAUUAUGAUGGUAUAGAAAGCGUUGUCCCACGCGAGGACACGUAUCUUCUCACUCCAGAGAAGUUUGAGAGCGAUUGUGGGUACAUCCUGCAGUGUGAAGAAAGUUUGGUCGGCCAGGCUGUGGUGGCAAGGAACGACCAGGAUGGAAUGUUCCAUCUGGGUAAGUAAUGUCUCCAAAGAACUACAUUUUAAACUUUGCGUCAUCGGCAGGAAGGAACUAGUUCUUUCAGUUUGCUUCAGUUAAGUGGAUCCUCAUUAAUUAUUGCAUCAUUGUCUUUUAUCUUUCAGGGACUGUGCGUGAACGAGUUGGCAAUGGCCGCCAGUACAUCAUCGAGUGGGCUGAUCAAACAGUUCAGUUACAGGUACUAACAAUCACAGUUCACAGCUUGAAUGGCGGAAUGCCUGAGAAUAUAUUAUGUGGACGAUUUUCCAACGAGCACUUCACUGUGUCAUUUGCUUCCACGUCUUUUGACAUAAACCUUUUCCCAUUUAUUUUUCCCAAGCCAUUGUUUAUCGAUGUAUUUCUUUUUCUGUAUCCCUCUAGACAACUCUAUUUUCAUCUUCUUGUUAAGAUAACAAUUUUGGAAUUCUAAUUUAUAUUUUGAUAUAUAACCAGACACUCUCCAAGGCAAUAAGCGCGAGAGCUUGUCUGAAUACAUCAUAUAAAUUUUGCUAAUCUGACCAGAAACUGUCAACUGCUUCUUUUCAGCUGGUAGGAUCAAUCUUACUUAGGACAUAGAGCAUGAAAUAGGCCAGUAUCCGUGUUAUCUCGUUUUCACUGAGAAAUAAAGUGAGAAAUUAAUUUGAAUCAUUCUUCUAUUUGUGACAAAAAAUUUAUGACGAUUUUUUGCGGUUUACUCUUCAGAGUUCUGGUUACAUUUUUGGAGCCCACACGAAACGCCGCCCGCUUAACAUAGGUGAUCGUGUACUCGCACUCUCAGAUCCAGGUGUGUAAAUUUUAAGUGAACGUUUCUUAGCAGAAAUAACCUCAGAAGUUUUUAGCAUACUUGGAUAUAGACAGUCUAGCUAGUUGCCUUUAUAGAUGAGCCCUAGUAAUUCCCUCAUGUGGAGACGUGAAUAGAAGGGAUUGAAAGAGAAAAGCAAAAGCCAAGGUUGUAAUCCCGAGAUCGCUUGCGAAGUUGUGACGGCGCUAUCAUGUGCGCACAUGUACAUAUCCCACAAAAUCUGGUCGUUUUCUAUCCCUAAGCCGUGUCUCCGUCGCAGCCUUUUGUGCGUUGCGUGACGUUAAAAAAAGCCCGCUUCGGAAUGGACUAUUCCCGAUUCACUUAAAAAUUUAUCUGUUAAAAAUGCGAGAUGAAACUGUCCUUGGUCAGUUUUGCUUUACCUUCUGCUGUAAAAGUUGCGUGAAUUCUCUUCGUCAUAUGCUCCUUUUCAGCUCUGUUUGUCUACUUACCUGGUUGGAUCGCUGGUACAAAUGGCCGUAGGCUGGUAAUUAAGUUCUGCAAUGGGAAAAGGUAUGUUUCUUGAAUUCCCUCCAAUCCAAAAUCUUACAAAUUUGACUUGUUUCUCUUGGUUAAUAGUUUACACUAAUCUAUUUCUCCUCUCAUAUUUAAAGUUCAAGUCACGUGGACCCCCAGCAGUGCUUUUGGUUGUCACGCGACUACUAUGACCGUAUGGUGGAAAACUUUAAGAAAAAGAGCAAAGAAAACGAGAGAUGAC
Pocillopora meandrina is the source of this 21537-nucleotide messenger RNA. The record is from the annotation of a GenBank genome assembly. Lineage: Eukaryota; Metazoa; Cnidaria; Anthozoa; Scleractinia; Pocilloporidae.